CUGCAGCAGCACCUGUUGAUGAUAGCACGGAACAGUUCGAUAUGGAAAUGGAGUGAGAGGCGACUGUCAUGCGCAAGUCUGUGAUUAAGAAAAUGUAUUCAUUUGUUUGAUCCUACUUGACUUACUGACAAAUCUCGAUCCUACAUUGAAAAAUAAUCGCCAAAGCGUGCGUACUUCCGUUUUAUUGCAAUAAAUAACAUUUUUUAAAACUAGAAGAAGCUAGUAUCAUGAGCUCUUCCAAAAAAAGAUGCAUUUCUUUUAUCAAAAAAGUCAUUAUUAUUAAACUAAAAAUCAAUCAGAAGAUUACUAGUAGGAAUCAGAAGAAUGAUAAUUAAGCUUCUCAAAGAAGCGAGCUUUACUUCCCAACUGCACGUUACCACGCAGUUACUUUGUUGCCAUUAAUUGAGUCAUAAAUAAAAGACAAGGAGCCCCCCCCCCUUUUUUUAAUCAGUUAUCGCGUUAUAACUCGCGAUGCGAAUGAUCUCCUUAUAUACAUUGGAAUAAUAUAUAAUUUUUUUUAUCAAAUACAAAGCUGGCGGAAGUGCUUUGUAUUAUAAUAAAUUUUUUU
Copidosoma floridanum is the source of this 568-nucleotide messenger RNA. RefSeq names its product eukaryotic translation initiation factor 4E binding protein thor (gene Thor). Lineage: Eukaryota; Metazoa; Arthropoda; Insecta; Hymenoptera; Encyrtidae. The record is from RefSeq and is a predicted model, not a curated record. Gene Ontology annotation, molecular function: eukaryotic initiation factor 4E binding. Gene Ontology annotation, cellular component: cytoplasm. Gene Ontology annotation, biological process: negative regulation of translational initiation.